Molecule: messenger RNA, 4390 nt
Organism: Perca flavescens (yellow perch)
Lineage: Eukaryota; Metazoa; Chordata; Actinopteri; Perciformes; Percidae
Product: LIM domain only protein 7-like
Biological process (GO): regulation of signaling; regulation of cell adhesion
Molecular function (GO): protein binding
Source: RefSeq, a predicted model, not a curated record
CUUGUCAGUGAUGGAAAGUCGGGGGCAGAAGCGCGGGGUGUCCGGUGAUCAAUUAGCGGAGAACUUUCACCGGUGAGCAGCCACACAGCACAAGAGUUGUGCAUUUUGCUCGUUUGGAAGAUUAACGAUGGAGUGGCGCCAGCAGACCAGUGUCAGCUGUGCAGACGCGUUCGACGAGGCUCAACGUUGGAUCGAGGAAGUGACUGGAAAAUUGUUUGGUAGCAAUGAUUUCCGUGCUGCCUUAGAGAACGGAGUCCUGCUGUGCGACUUGAUCAACCAGUUGAAACCUGGCAUCAUUAAGAGAGUAAACAGGCUUUCUACUCCCAUCGCUGGCCUGGAUAAUGUGAACGUAUUCCUCAAAGCCUGUGGAAAACUGGGACUGAAUGUGUCUCAGCUGUUUCAUCCAGGAGACCUGCAGGACCUGUCCUCUCGUGCAACUGUCAGGCGAGAUGAAAGCAACAGAAGACUCAAAAAUGUUCUCAUCACAAUCUACUGGUUGGGUCGCAAGGCUCACCUUGACGCAUUUUACAGUGGUCCUCAGCUGAACUUCAAGGCCUUUGAAGGGCUAUUAGGGUUGGCGUUGUCCAAGGCUCUAGAUGAGGGCAGUAAUGUGAAAGAGUGCUGGGACCCAGAGAACGAGGAAUGUCAGCGCGUCAGACCGAGCUAUAAGAUGGCGAACUCUGCCGACGGCAUGGACUUCCUGUACUCCCGUGGUGUCCUCCAAAACAAUGAAAGUUGUGGAAGUGACGCGGAAGCUGAGCAGGUGUUCAAGAUGGAGCCCACACAGCCUUCAACCCAACAAAACAAGGCUUAUAUCCCACCGCCACUCCUACGGAGGAAACAAGGACGGGAAGAGAAUCAAAGGGUCUGCGCUAGUCCACUCUCCAGCAUUGAAGACGCCCCUUUCUCUCCUCAACCCCACCUUACUGCGUGUCCUCCCGAGUGUGCCAUUGAUGAAGAGCUUUUCCUAAGAGCUCUGUGUGAGGACGACUCUGACGACGAUUAUACUGAUGCAGAUCCUGUCCUAGAUGACUUGUAUUUCCGGCGAGUGCAGCAGACCCUUCAUCAGACAUCAAACAACCCCAACUACGACCGUUUCUUACCCCGAUAUUGGACACCUGAAGAGGAGACUCGUGUGCGGACGAUCUACCUCGGCUCCCAGAGGAGACCCUGGUAUCGUAUUCUGCAAGGCCUAAGCCAUAAAGCUUUGGGUUCUUCUGAGGAAGUUUUUGACUUCAUUUCCUGGCUUGUGACAUCUGCUGCAGUACAAAACAUCUCUGGUACAUCUGGAGAGCCUCCAAACCAUAUGUGUUUUAUAAAUAACUGCCUCUUUUUGCCUCUACGUAAUCUAUAUAAUGCUUCCUCUCUAUAUGUGGUUUUCGUUUGGUUUAGCCCCUUGUCCUGCGUGGCCUUCAUGUUUUCUAUGCGAGCAUAUCAAAUGCAGGUCAGACCUGAGAGACCAGUUCAGGUCAACCCUGGCUGGAUUUGGAGCAAAUCACUCAGUGAUAUCCCGAUGGUAUACCCUGUGCGUAAAGUUCCUGAUGUGAACACCAUCUACGAUUUGGACCAGGACAGUGAAGCUAAGUGGCACGAUGACUUGUCAAAGUGGAAGAAUCGUCGCAGGAGCAGCAAGUCUGACCUCCGCAGGAAGUCGCAGGACCGAGAACAUGUCAUUAACCAGAUGGCCAAUGGAGCUCUGGCUAAAUUUGAGAAGAACGAAGCACAAAGCGGACUGCUAAAGAGAGACCAACAGUCACCACGCAGGCAUUACCCUGCCCCUCGUCCUUACUCCACCUCUCCUUCAGCAAAAUCAUUGAGCUCUGAUCUCCGGCCACGUACUCGGGCUUUGCUGGCCCGCAGCUACACCACGGAGGCACCUUUCAGCCCCACGGCUCCACGUAGCCCCCACAAGUCAGCCUACACUCAGGAAUCAUCAGUUGGAGCCAUGCCUGCCUCUGAUGGGAUUGUCCUGGGAGAGGAGACCCACUUUGCCUCCGUGGCUUCAGAUGGAACAGGAGUUACCAACCCUUCUCUGGACUGCCCUUUCAGCACCCAGACCCAAGUCAAAGUGCAGGGCAGCCCAGCUCCUUUGCAGCCCAGGGAUCCUACUGAAUCCAUGUCGAGUCACAAGGAACUUCCGUUCUGCCUUGAUCCAAAAGUUCCCCUUUCUGUCCUGGUGCUGUUAACCAGGCAGGAGUUGAUGCUCUGGAGGACUUGCCCCACCAAAACUACAAGUCCCAGGAAGAGAGCCAGAAGACCUCUUGGGAACCAGCUGUGGAGCAAGGCAGUGUCAAGCAGGGGGUCAACAAGUACUUGUUCAGAACUGCGUCAUGGUCCGGCUCACAGCCUUCCUCGGGGUUACCGGAGGUCCGAGGGCUCGUCUCGUCUCUCUUCUGCAAUCACAGCCAGACCCUUUGGGACCAAGCAGUCCAGGGUGUCCUCGCUGCCGAGACUGUGCAACCUUGACAACCAGGGUCUGUUGAAAAGUGAGCAAGAGGAAUCCCUUUCUCCAACUACCAAAUCUUCUCUCAAAAGACCGACUGUGACCGCCCAUCUGAAGGGUCAGCAGAAGAAAGCUAACCAGGCGAAACAGACUGGUACAAAACAGGAGGAGCAAGGGCAAGGUGCCACCGUCUCCAGGCCGACCUCCUUCCAGACCGAUGGCUACCACCAUCAGCCCUACACCCAAACCCAGCUACUACCGCAGCCUUAUUCAAACCUGCAGACCCACCACAACAAAAGCUUGACUCUCCCAUCUGAUGCGAGCAUUGACCUCCCAAAGGUGGCUCACAGCGACAUGAGAGUGAGCCUUGCUCUUAAACCCAACAGUAGAACAGACUUUGGUUUCCAGACUCAUUGGGACUCCACAGGGGUGAGAGUCAAAUUCAUUCAACCUGGCAGUCCAGCGGAGCUUUGCCAGCUAUGUGUGAACGAUGAGAUUGUGACCAUUAAUGGAGUUGCUGUGGCACACAUGAACUACAACCAGUGGAAGGAUAAAAUGACAUCUUCACUUCAAACCGGCAGUCUAACCAUGGACAUUCGGCGCUAUGGCAACAAGGAUUGGAGCACCAGUGAGGGGAGUCAUCCUAACCAGUCAGGCCAGAACAGGGUGACCCUCAAUCUGACUGCCGCAGCGCCUGGCCUGAUAAGUUGCCCUGAUCACCAUCCCAACAGUGGUGCCUCUACAGAAACUGCAGUCAGGAACCUCAAUGGGCAGACAGACAAUGUUCUUUCCCAGGUUUUACAAGGUAAAGUCAUGCAUGGAGAGCUUCCUGACAACCACAGGACAGCCAGAAAUAAAGGAGGUUCAGAAUCUGCAAUAUCUGACCUCCAGGUGCCAUCCCUCAGCCCCUCCUCAUCCAGCUGGUCGUGGGACCGCGAGGAGGAUCGAAGGCGUCAGGAAAAGUGGCAGGAAGAGCAGGAGCGCCUCCUACAGAAGCAAUACCAGCGGGAUCAGGAGAGGCUUGAAUCAGAGUGGCAGAGAGCACAACAAGCUGCAAAGGGGGAGUUAUGCAGGAAGCCAGGGGCAAAACAGAACACAUUCGAGAGUCCUGCCAGCACCCAGCUCCAUGUGAAUGGACUGAAAAACAAAACCAGAGAAGAGCAGAGCCCCGACCGAGAUAAGCUGAAAGUAGCAGGUUCAAACCCUCAAAGUAAUGCAUCAGGAGAGCAGCAUGACAAGAUUUCGGGACAUGUCUGGGCUGAGGACUCCUGUGGCUUUGCUCAGCUGUCUCCUGCAAACAGGGCAAAGUCCUUCUCUACCCCAGCAUUAGAUGGCCCCUACAAACAGACAAGAGGUGAUGACAGAAAAGGACAAGGACAGUCUGUGUGCAAGGCUGAGAAAGACAGGCAGCAGAUUUUGGAGGAGAUGAAGAAAAGGACUCAGCUUCUGACUGACAACAGCUGGAUACGUCAGCGCAGCAGCAGCUUUUACAAGGAGCCAAUCUAUGUUGGGGUACCUAUGAAGAGGUUUGACUCUCUGGACGACCUGGAUACUUUGCGUCAGACCCCACUCUCAACCACUACAUUCAGUUACCCUCGCCCACACUCAGCUGCUGCAGGUUACAGUACUCCGAGUAGGAACUCGUCAUCCCGCUACAGCACUGGAUCAUUGUUAUCCCAGAGACAUGCAUUGGUCAAUUCCUCUCAUCAUGGCAGGAUGGUCUGUGGCAGGAGGACUUGCUGUGUGUGUGAGCGUGUCCUGGGUAGUGGGGCAGCCAUGGUCAUAGAGGCCCUUGGUCUCUGCUUUCACCUCGCCUGUUUCCAGUGUGUGGGCUGCCACCGACAUCUCGAAGGAACUGAGACUGGAGUCCAGGUUCGAAUCCGAAACAGGAAGCCCUACUGUGAGCCGUGCUAUUUCCAACUCAAGUGUGAGUAUUGGUCUUUGUGA